Messenger RNA from Verticillium alfalfae VaMs.102, 318 nucleotides. RefSeq lists its product with no specific name. The coding region runs from base 1 to 318 and encodes 105 amino acids. The record is from RefSeq and is a predicted model, not a curated record. The transcript has a single exon. NCBI's taxonomy places the organism in Eukaryota, Fungi, Ascomycota, Sordariomycetes, Glomerellales, Plectosphaerellaceae.
AUGUUGACAGAGGAAGUUUACUUCCACGUACGUUGGGCCUGGAUGACAGUCAUUGCCCUUGAGACACUAUGCGUCACACUUCUCCUCACAUUUACCGUGAUUUCAACACGAAAGGACAGCCUCGUCAAGGACUCGAGCUUCGCCUUGCUGGUGCAUAAUCUGAGUGGGUGGGAUAAGGUGUGCGUGCCUGAGCUUGAGAACACGGGAGCUCUGGAUAGAUUGGCAAAGACCAUGACAGCAAAGCUAGAGGUGGACGAGGACGAGAUACUCAAGUUCCGACCACAGGAUGGAGGUCAAAAGGACAUUCUUUUCCAGUAA